AUGCGCUGUGGGUACUUCCUCCUCGCGCUUGCUGCGUGUCUUCUCCAGCUGAGCCUCGCCGCGUCGCUCCCGGUGCGACCCUCUGCUUCUGUGAUAGUGGAGGCGCGUUGCCCGCGGAUGGAAUGCCGGAUCGCUGAACCUGCGUCUGCAGUCACAGCAACCCCGACAUUCGUGCCGGCUGCAGCAGCGACGGCCACCACCGUCGACUCUGCAUCCACUCCGGCUGCAUCGACUACGGCUGUACCCACAGCGUCUGGCAGCGCCCAGGUCGCGUCUCUGCGCAACUUCCUCGUCGCCUUCAUGGAAGCGUUUAAGACGGCGUUUACCGCCAUGCGCAACGCAGACGUUGACGCGACCGUGAACAGCGGGUCCUCCGAGCCUCUGGCUCUUGUGUCUGCUUCGGCAGAUCUGCCGGAGAGCACGUCGCUCGCUGUUCGCCAGAUCAGCCGUAGGGCGGUCUCGCUCAAGACCUUCAACCACCACUACAGGGUCGGACAAGCAACUCAUUGA
Peniophora sp. CBMAI 1063 is the source of this 510-nucleotide messenger RNA. NCBI's taxonomy places the organism in Eukaryota, Fungi, Basidiomycota, Agaricomycetes, Russulales, Peniophoraceae. The record is from the annotation of a GenBank genome assembly.